UUAAAACGAGUCAAUCGGUCAUUAUAAAAUCCCUUAUUAGUUUGGAGUUUUAAUUCAUCCCUGUAAUUUGUGUUCAGAAUGAAAACAAAGCAGAAAAUGUCAUUGCAUCUGAGAGUCAUCAUGCAGAUUUUGGUUACAAUUUCACUAUUUUUGAACCAUUAUGAAGUUGAAGGAGAACAGAGGUUGUCUAAAGCAGAAGAUUUAGAGUUAGAGAAGCAACUAAAACUUCUUAAUAAGCCAGCAAUCAAGACUAUUAAGGGCAAAUACGGAGAAAUAUAUGAUUGUGUUGACUUUUACAAACAACCUGCAUUCGAUCAUCCUCUAUUGAAGAAUCAUAAUUUUCAUCCCCAGAUGAAACCUACAUUUUUCAAUUUACAAAGAGAUGACAUUUCUUCAAAAAUGAAUAGGCCUUUUAACAUAGGGUUAGAAGGCGGAGGUUGUCCUACUGGAACAGUUCCUAUUAGAAGAAUUACUAAAGAAGAUCUAAUACGACGAAGACUUGCAUCACAAAUAAGAGACGCAGAUGAUUCUCCUGAUGGUGAUGGUAUAGAGUCCAAUGUUUCAGAUGGAACCAAACAUCCUAAGGGUUUCGGAGGAGGCUACAAGUUUGCAACUGUGCAAAUCCCAUAUAAACUAAGAAUCAAAAUGGCAGGAGUAGGAGCAAUUAUAAGCUUGCAUAAUCCUCAACAUCUUAGUGGGCAUGAACAUAGUGGAGGUCGUAUAAAGGUUCAAAAAGGGAUUGAUAGCAUACAAGUUGGCUGGACAGUGAGUCCACCUGUCUAUGGAGACACUCAUACACGAUCAUACAUAUAUUUUAAGGCUGGAAAAUUAGCUUGUUAUAAUACUCAAUGUCCUGGUUUUGUACAUAUAAACACUGCAAUACCUUUAGAUGGAGAACUUCCAGGAUCUUCCUAUGGUGGACCUAUUUAUGAUUUACCAAUGGAAAUUGCUCGGGAUAUCCCCAGUGGAAAUUGGUGGUUUCAUUUAGGAAUAGGAUCAAAGUUUACACCAAUUGGAUUUUGGCCAGCAAAGAUAUUUACAAGUUUAAAGGGAUUUGCAACAAGUGCUGAAUUUGGAGGAGUUGUGUAUAGUCCUCCAGGAGUUCGAGAACCUUCUAUGGGUAGUGGUUAUUUUCCAGUUGGAGACCUUAAAAAAGAUGCAUAUUGUAGGAAGAGUACCUACUUUACUGAUAAACGUCAAUCUAAGUCCUUAGAUGAAAUCUCAGUGAAAUCAUUUGCAAGUAGUCCAAAUUUAUAUAGGGUCACUGAUUAUCCAAACGCUGGGGGUGGAAAUGGGAAUAUAGUGUUUUAUGGAGGACCAGGUGAACAUAUAUAGUAUAUGUUUU
Molecule: messenger RNA, 1345 nt
Organism: Lycium ferocissimum
Lineage: Eukaryota; Viridiplantae; Streptophyta; Magnoliopsida; Solanales; Solanaceae
Product: protein neprosin-like
Exons: 10
Coding region: 79-1335 (418 amino acids)
Source: RefSeq, a predicted model, not a curated record